Molecule: messenger RNA, 1150 nt
Organism: Perca fluviatilis (European perch)
Lineage: Eukaryota; Metazoa; Chordata; Actinopteri; Perciformes; Percidae
Product: trypsinogen-like protein 3
Exons: 5
Coding region: 84-845 (253 amino acids)
Biological process (GO): proteolysis
Molecular function (GO): serine-type endopeptidase activity
Source: RefSeq, a predicted model, not a curated record
CUUAAAACGUUUGCAGGUAUAAAGAGUCCAGACUAAUCUGAACAUCACACACUGACAGAGCUACAGAAGAACACUAGGAAAACAUGAAUCUUUUCCUUCUGCUGGUUGCGUUGGGACUCACAGGAGCGUCUCCCCUGGGGGACUCCAAGGUGUGCCAGCCUCACUCCAGACCCUGGCAGGUCUAUCUGCAUGGCGGAGGAGUGUCCUGCAGUGGAGCUCUUAUCGACGCGUUGUGGAUAGUAACCUCCUUUGACUGUGCACCCACAUCCUACAACACCAUCACAUCUCUUGGGGAACAUGACGUGACCCUGGAUGAGGGCACUGAGCAGCACAUCUACGUUGCUGACGUCAUCCGUCACAGUCCCUACCGCUCGCCCCUCCACAGCCUCACGAUGGUCCGUCUGGCCGAACCCGCCCGCUUCACCCAGCACGUCCAGCCCAUCCCUCUGCCCAGCCGCUGCCCACAGCCUGGAGAGAUCUGCCAUGUCAGCGGCUGGGGAUCCACCAUCCCAAAUCAAUAUGAGCCUUCUCAACGCCUGAAGUGUAUAACUGUGCCUGUUGUGGAUGACCAGACUUGCGUGAACACGUUCCCUGAGUUCCUGUUCUGGAGCAUAGGCAUGGUCUGCGCUGGACAAGCAAAUGCAGAUAACUGCAUGCGCGAUGGUGGCAGUGUGAUGGUGUGUGACGGCCAGCUGCAGGGUGUGCAGUGGUUCAGUCACGGCUGCAGAAAUCCAGCUGACCCCAGCGUCUACACCAAGCUGUGCAUGUACAAUGACUGGAUCCACGAUGUGAUGGACCGCUACGUGCCCACUCUGCCAACUGAAACCACUCCAGGGAUGACAUGAGGCAGCAGAGAGACGUGUUCACAGAAUACAUGUAAAUACUAUUACAUACUAUAUAUAUAUAUAUAUAUAUAUAUAUAUAUAUAUAUAUAUAUAUAUAUAUAUAUAUAUAUCAAAUACGUCCUGACCACUUUACUGGGAAGGUUCAGUGUUGUGGAAACUAUACUUAAACUCAAAAUUUAGGGGUUCUGUUCAUGAAAGUAUUCAUAAACAUUAUGGAGUACGCUCAGCUACAAAAGAAAAUCUGUAUGCAAACUCAAAAUUGUAGAUAUUAACAACAACUAAAUAAAAUGUCAUGUGUUCCGACA